CCUCUUGCGUCGGGAGCGGCCGGCCGGGCGGAGCCUCCGUUGCCACGGCCACCGCGUGGCGGCUGGUGGCGUCCGCGGUCGUCCGAGGAGCCCCGAGAUGAACAGGAAGAAGCUGCAGAAGCUCGCCGAGUCGCUGUGCAGAACCGCGAGGCACUUCAAUAAAUUUGAAGUGGAAUGUCUCAUAAAGCUUUUCAACAACUUGGGGGUAGAACCCAGCGACCGGCAUGCUGCUGUUGGUUUGGAUCGUAACUCAUUUCGAAAUAUCCUGCAUGUCACAUUUGGUAUGACAGAUGACAUGAUUAUGGACAGAGUUUUCCGUGCUUUUGAUAAAGACAAUGACAGUUGUGUCAGUGUAACAGAAUGGGUAGAAGGUUUAUCAAUAUUUCUUCGGGGGACACUGGAAGAAAAAAUAAAAUAUUGUUUUGAGGUCUAUGACAUGAACAGUGAUGGAUAUAUUUCACGGGAGGAAAUGUUUCAUAUGCUGAAGAACAGCCUGCUAAAGCAGCCAUCGGAAGAAGAUCCUGAUGAAGGAAUUAAAGAUUUAGUAGAAAUAACUUUGAAGAAAAUGGACUAUGACCAUGAUGGCAAACUCUCUUAUGCGGAUUUUGAAAAGGCUGUGAGAGAUGAAAACCUCCUUUUAGAAGCAUUUGGACCAUGCUUACCUGAUAUGAAGUGCAGAAUGGCAUUUGAAUCACAAGCAUUCCAAGAUGGUCCUGAUCUGUAGCUCUACAAAUGACUUAUACUAUGUGAAUGUCCUUGAAAAGGUUACCAUGAAUCUUUUUAAGUAAAGGCAAAUCAGAAAUAUUUUUCUCUAUACCUUUUCCUCUAUUUUCAUAAUGCCUCCAUUUCAAUAUACUUGCUAGAAAAACCAGUAAGACAUAAUGGAAAAUAUUCUGAUGUGUCUACACUCUUGUGAAGCAAUACAUUCAUAAGGACUACAAAAAUAAUGGAACAACGUAGAUUUCAGUUGAAUUUCAGCAUAAUUGCUAAGUUUAUUAAAUAAAAUGUACAAAAAUACUUUAA
This is a messenger RNA of Lacerta agilis (Sand lizard), 1023 nucleotides long. It is a transcript of the gene CLXN, whose product is annotated as EF-hand calcium binding domain 1. Gene Ontology annotation, molecular function: calcium ion binding. NCBI's taxonomy places the organism in Eukaryota, Metazoa, Chordata, Lepidosauria, Squamata, Lacertidae. The coding region runs from base 98 to 724 and encodes 208 amino acids. The record is from RefSeq and is a predicted model, not a curated record. The transcript is spliced from 6 exons.